Messenger RNA from Hyaloperonospora brassicae, 777 nucleotides. Lineage: Eukaryota; Oomycota; Peronosporomycetes; Peronosporales; Peronosporaceae. The record is from the annotation of a GenBank genome assembly.
AUGUCGAGAAUUCCUGCGAGCUCGGCCUACCAUCCUGCUCCGUUUGCUCGAGGCAUUGUGAAUCCACAUGCGAUCGAAAUUCCACGCAGAGAGGCAGAGGGCCUCAUAUGGAUGGCAUACAACCUGUUUUCGCAUCACGAGAUGAAGGCGCCAAGUAAAGAGCAUUUUGACCACAUCGUAAAUCUGCUGGCCCAAUUACACUCGUCCCAAUCAUCGCUUGUGCUAUUGGCUGCCAGAAAGUUUCCAGGGGUGGAAGGAUAUGUGGACGCGGUGGAAUCCGCUCUGCUCAAGAAGUCUUCAGACGCGAUUGCCAUCCCUAAAAUCUCGGCUCGGAUUCGAGAAGAUGUACCGCUACAACAUGUACCGCGAGUUAACGUGAACAUCUUCAAAAAAUCGAGUGCGGUGAAAUUCUCGUAUUUAGAAGAAAAGUCUCGUAAGCUUUUCUCGUCUUUCACCAACAUGAAAGAGGUCCGCUCAAACUCCGACGAUGCCGCCGUCGAUCAUAUCGUCGCUGACCUUCGAACAUUGCCACUCUACGAUGCGGUGAUCGCGGUUGAGAUCGCAAGGGCAGACGACAAGACUAAGUCAGUGGCUACCAUGGUCGAAAACAAAUUGCUUAAUGAGCGGUUUCCCGAUCUAAUUACCGAGCACAUGAAGUCGGUUCGCAAUUGGUUUCUAGCAUCAGUGCUACAUGGGACCACAGCAUACGCUACUCUUGUUGAACGAUUCGCGUCUCGCCACGGUACGGAUUACCUAGUGAAAUUUGAACGAGCCUAA